This is a messenger RNA of Ipomoea nil (Japanese morning glory), 1696 nucleotides long. RefSeq lists its product as uncharacterized. The record is from RefSeq and is a predicted model, not a curated record. Gene Ontology annotation, cellular component: cytoplasm. The transcript is spliced from 8 exons. The coding region runs from base 154 to 1473 and encodes 439 amino acids. NCBI's taxonomy places the organism in Eukaryota, Viridiplantae, Streptophyta, Magnoliopsida, Solanales, Convolvulaceae. Gene Ontology annotation, biological process: positive regulation of cytoplasmic translation. Gene Ontology annotation, molecular function: single-stranded RNA binding; mRNA binding; zinc ion binding.
GAAUAUCCGAUUUGUUGUCUUCAUCGUAUCCACAAUUUUAUUUUAUUUAUUUAUUUAUUUUUUUGUUUUUGUGGGUUAAAAUCUUGAAAUUCCAUUUUAUUCGACCUCUCGUUCUCUCCCUCUCUGCAACCAAAGAAACUGACUCUAUUAUACAUGUCUUCAGUAUGUUCAUCGUUCAAUUUCCGGGUAAUGGUGGCUCUUCAACCCAAUUGGAAGCACAUUAACAAGAAUUUGUGUUACUGGGCAUUGUCGCAUUCCAGGAGAAAGCUUGGGUUCUCUUCUUUUAGCCAUGAAGAAGAUUCUCCCUCGCCCACCAAACAAACCCAGACUACUGGCUAUGAUCCUUCAGAAGAGCUCUUUGGACUGGCAUCUGAUUUGCACCCAAGAGAAGUUGUUUCUGGUGCUUCAAAACCGAGAUCGUGGUUUGGCCCGAAUGGACAGUAUAUCAGAGAAUUGCCUUGCCCAAGCUGCAGAGGAAGGGGUUAUACUCCAUGUACCGAAUGUGGAAUCGAGAGAUCUCGGCUGGACUGUUCUCUAUGUACUGGAAAGGGUAUAAUAACUUGCCAUCAGUGCUUGGGGGAUUGCGUUAUUUGGGAAGAGUCUAUUGAUGAACGACCAUGGGAGAAAGCUCAAUCUAUAUCGCCGUUUAAAAUGAAGGAGGACGACGAGGUAGAUGAUUUAGAUAUAAAGCUAGACGCGAAGAGGAAAACCAAGCGUGUAUACCAAUCUCCGAGGCCAGAAGUUACUUUGAAGAUCAGCAGAUCAUUAAAAAGCCUGAAUGCCAAAACUGGACUGUUUAGUAAGAGGAUGAAAAUUAUCCAUGGCGAUCCCACGCUUCAUGCGCAGAGAGUGGCUGCUAUUAAGAAGGCCAAAGGAACAGCUGCUGCUAGGAAACGUGCUUCGGACGCUAUGAAAAACUACUUUCGAGAUCCAGAAAACCGUCGCAAGAGAAGUCUCUCCAUGAAAGGAGUGAGAUUCUUCUGCAGAAACUGCGGGAAAGAAGGGCAUAGGAGCAACUACUGUCCGGAUAUUAAGUACCUGGACAGACGUUUCAGGUGUCGUGUAUGUGGGGAAAAGGGACAUAACAGACGAACUUGCCCAAAGUCGAAACUAAGCAUACCUAAGGGAAAGGUGAAAAAGAAUCUCCAUUGCACAAUAUGUGGAGAAAGAGGGCAUAACAGAAGGACAUGCCCCGAGAAAACUGACCUAGACUCGUCUGGAUCGGCCACGAGCAUCAGCUCUGCUGCCUCGACUAAAAAACCGUAUACCUGCAGCUUGUGUGUAACCAAAGGGCACAAUAGCAGAACAUGUCCCGAAAGAAGCGAAUACGUGGAAAAGGGACAUAACAACAGACGAAGAACGCCCCCGAAGCCUAGGAGAACUAUGAUAAAGAAUCUUCAUUGCCGAAUAUGUGGAGAAGAAGGGCAUAAUAGAAGGACCUGCCCCGAGAACAACACUUCUACUGGCAACUAAGAGAGUAACAAGUUUUAUGUAUUUGCUUUAUUUGUUAUUCUUGCAUGCAUAUGUAAAUGAUGUAUUCUUUUCUCUUGCACCAACCUAUUUCUUUGGCAUUUUAGUCGUCUUCUGAAACGAUUGCUCGGUUCAAAGCCUGUCUACUUUGCCGUUGUAAUUGGAGAUGUGGUAAGGUGUACUACGCUAUGUGGGAGUUCAAUCGAUACACUAAUUUUAUUUAAGC